UUUCUCUCUCCUCUCUCACUCUCUCUCUCCCUCUCUCACUCUCCACAGUUCACCUUUUGCUUUUGUGUUGUUUGUUUGAUUAGUAUUCAUAUUGUUUGCUCCCUUUCUCAUCACACCCCGCUCCUAAUUUAUCUACAUUGUGAUUUGCUCUUCGAGAUCUUUCUUGAGUUGGUGAAAAUGUGUAGUGUUAAGAACUUAAGGAUCGGGAGAAUAAUGGAAAAUAGGGUCUAAAGAUCUGUUGGGUUUUCUCUUUCAAGACCUUACCUGAAUUAGUGAAUAUAAGCAAAUUAGCAUUUACACAAGAGGUUGAAGCUGAUGGAAGCUAUGAUUUUAUAACUUGUGUUGUGUUUUCGGAUACUUAGGGUUCACUUUAUCAAGAUCUGGUGGGUGGUGGUGGGGUAGUAGUGCCAGAUCUCCCAACAAUCAUUGGUGCUUUGUUUGGCCUGCAAUGCAAGCGCUGCAGAUCUUAUUAUAAAUGGGUCAAGAUUUAGAGCUGGAUUUUGAAAAGUACUGUGUAGUGGAUGCAAGUCCCAAGACUGUUCUUCCUUCUCCUCAUCAUCAUCAUUCAAAUCUUGAAAAGAGAAAGGUUAGAAAGAAACCUAAACCCAAGUUCAGAAAUGAAGUAUCAUCAUCCUUGAGUCAAAACAAGGAAUUUACAGAAAUAACCUUCAAUCGAUACCGAAGUGCAUCCUGUAGAACUGCUCCUUCAAUUAGGUUACAAGUUGAUGAAGAAGCGCCAAGAAGAGGUUCUGUGUAUCAAAGCUCCAUAGAAUCAAGCAAAAUGAAUAGACUCAGUGAAGGGAGAAAGAAGAUUGAAGUUUCAAGAAAAAGUGAUAUUCCAUUUUCAUCUGAGAUAAUAGUUGAUUCCUUAUGUGGUUCAGAUGAGGAUACUAAUAAUAAUUCAGUCAAUUCAGUCAACAAGGAGAAUCUUUCCAUUUCAAUCCCUUUACACAAAUCUCUAUCUUCAAGAUUAUCAAUCCCCCAAUCUCCCACCAAAUCAGAAACCGAUUCUUCUUCCUCAUCAAAGACUCGUUUCAGUCCUUUCAGAAAGAUGUUUGACCCCUUCACAAAGUCAAAGUCUCACAAGAUCGAAGAACCGAAUGAAGCGACAUCAUCAAGAAAGACUACUUUGAGAAAAUCAUUGCUAAAUGAUUUCUCAAACACUGAUGAGGGUAAGAAAAAAGAUUCUUGUAGCUCAAUCCUAUCAUCAUCUUCUUCUUUUUCUUCUUCAGCUGCUCACUUGAGUGGGAUUCUUAAGGUGAGAAACAAGAAUGGGAUGCCAUAUUUUGAGUUUUCUGUAAAGAAUCCACAUGAUGUUUGGGUUGCAAAAACAUGGAAUAUGGGAGAUGGAUUUAAUUGGGUGUAUACUUUUCACAUGGCUCAAAACAGAAGAUCGAGUAAUGUCAGUGGACAUGGAUCAUCUAAAGAUCAUCAUAGAAAUGGAAGUAAAGAGUUUUUAAUGAUGGCUCAGAUGCAAGUUUCUUGUUAUUUAUGUACAGAAUUGAUAAAUCCAGGAGCUUUCAAUAACUCCAUGCUCACAGAAUUUGUGUUAUAUGAUCUUACACGCCCAAAAGAAACCCAAAUUGACCAAGAAAGAGUCAACAACAUUAAUUCUUCAAAUUCAAAUCCAUGGCCUGUGAAAGAUUUACAUCCGGAUCUUGAAACUGCAGCCAUUGUUUUACAGUUUCCAUUGAAACACAAAGAAGGGGAUAUGAGAAAUCAUGAUGUUGUUGAAACUUCAACCCCAACAAGAGUUAAUGUGGUGAUCCCUUCAGGUAACCAUGGUUUGCCAUUGCCAGGUGGCGAAGGUGAAGCUCGUGGUGGGGCCUCCCGAUUACUUGACAGGUGGCGAAUGGGUGGAGGUUGUGAUUGUGGAGGGUGGGACAUGGGGUGUCCCCUUGUUGUUUUUGGCAAUCAUCACGUGAAAACAGAUGUGGAGAUUUUCUUCAAGGGGAGUAAAGAGAAGAUGCCAGGUUUGACCAUGAAGUUGACCGAAGAGGGACAAUAUGUGGUUGACUUUCAUGCACAGUUAAGUUCACUACAAGCAUUCUCCAUAUGUGUUGGUAUGUUGCAUGGAACAGAAGCUUCCAUUGUUGCAUGUGGAGGAGAUGUGAAGAGGAAGAUUUUGAAAUGUGAUUCUUUGAGGGUUUUUAUUGAGGAGGAAGUCAAACACUUGAUGGAGGCUGUGGCAGAAGGGCAAAAAGGGAAAUCAAGUAAGAAUGUUGAUGAAAUUCCACCUACUUUUGUAGUUAAUCCACCGUUUUCUCCAAUGUCUCGUGCAUGAAUGAUGGAUGAAGCCUACAUAAUCUUUAGAUAGGUUUAGUUUGUUAGGAACAAUUUGAGGGGGAAAACAAAAUUGUUUAUAUUGUUGGUUCUUUUAAGAAGGCACGGGGAAAGAGGAUUUUUUAUAAAAAAAAAAAAAAUUUAGUUUUAGUUUUGUAAGUUAUAUGAAGGUGGUGUAGUAAGAUAUGGAGGAAUAUUUGUAUCUCUGGAAUGAUAAAUAAUAAGUUGGUCUGUUAUACAAAAGAA
Messenger RNA from Lactuca sativa (garden lettuce), 2529 nucleotides. RefSeq names its product bromo-adjacent domain protein, putative (DUF3527). The record is from RefSeq and is a predicted model, not a curated record. NCBI's taxonomy places the organism in Eukaryota, Viridiplantae, Streptophyta, Magnoliopsida, Asterales, Asteraceae.